AUGACAAGGCCAAACAUUGCCUUUGUUGUUCAAGUACUGAGCCAACACAUGCAUGCUCCUAAGAAGUCACAUACGGAAGCAGUUGUACGAGUGGUCAAGUAUGUCAAGGGAACUGUAGGAUUGGGACUGUUUAUGCCAGCAAAAGGUAACAAGGAACUGGUUGCCUACUGUGAUUCAGAUUGGGGAUCAUGUGUGGAAACAAGGAAGUCUAUUACUGGUUAUGUAGUUAAGUUUGGUGAAGCUUUAAUUCCUUGGAAGUCCAAGAAGCAAAGCACAGUUUCUAGGAGCUUUGCUGAAUCAGAAUUCAAGAGCAUGGCAGCUACUGUUGUUGAAGUCACUUGGUUAGUUGGUUUGUUUGGAGAGUUAGGAGUUGCAAUGAACACUCCUGUGCAGUUGUUCUGUGAUAGCAAAGCUGCUAUACAGAUUGCAGCACACCCCAUAUUUCAUGAAAGGACAAAACACUUUAACAGUGAUUGUCAUUUUGUAAGGGAGAAAAUUCAGGGUAGUCAAAUUCAGACUCCACAUAUCGGGACUAAGGAACAGCCUGCUGAUUUGCUUACCAAGAGUCUAUGCAAACCACAACAUGAGUAUUUGAUUAGCAAGCUGGGAAUGAAAAACCUCUUUCAUCCCUCAACUUGUUGA
This is a messenger RNA of Nicotiana attenuata, 642 nucleotides long. RefSeq lists its product as uncharacterized. The record is from RefSeq and is a predicted model, not a curated record. Bases 1 to 642 code for a protein of 213 amino acids. The transcript has a single exon. Lineage: Eukaryota; Viridiplantae; Streptophyta; Magnoliopsida; Solanales; Solanaceae.